AUGAUUCCUGUCCUCCUGAUAAUGCUCACACAGCUGUUAUCUGUCCACAAAACAGAGAAGUCCCCUUGUUUCCCAAAAACCAGUCCCAGCCUUUCCAGAGAUGGGGACCUGGUGAUUGGGAGCUUCCUCCCCCUGUAUUCCAUUGAAGUCAGCAGUGUCAGAGGAGCAGAAAUGUUUCAGAGUCAGCCUGACAAGUGUUGUAGGGAUUACAACUACUAUUCAGAGUUGAUCCCAGUCAAUUACUGGAGGAAAAGAAUCAGCUAUGGACAUUUUGAUUCCAUCUUGAGUGACAAGGCCCAGUUUCCUUCUCUCUACCAGCUGGCCAACAGGGACUCUUCCCUGCACAGGGCUGUGGUCCAAUUAAUGGUAUAUUUUGAAUGGACAUGGGUAGGUCUGAUAACCACAGAUGAUAUGAGAGGGGAGGAAUUCCUUUGGGACUUAAGAGGGGACAUGGUCAAGAAUGGCAUCUGUUUGGCAUUCACUGAGAAGACCCCAGUCAGUGAAAGAAGAUAUGGAGAAUCUCAGAAUAUGUUCUUGUCACGUAUCAUAGAAACCUCUGUCAGAGUCAUCAUCAUUCAUGGUGACACAGACUCACUCAUGAUCUUUAGAUAUUCACAGCCUCUUCAUGUCUACACAUGGAAGGUCUGGAUCACCACAUCUCACUGGGACAUCACCAUGAGACCCUGUUUGAGGGAUGGGUACAAUUUCAAUGGAGCUCUUUCAUUUUCACACAUGACAAGUGAGAUCCCUGGUUUCAAGUCAUUUCUCAGGACAGUAAACCCUGCCAAAUACCCAGAGGAUAUUUUACUUAAGGAGUUUUGGUCUUCAGCUUUCAAGGGCGUAGAGAAAUUUGAAAACCAAGAGCAUGCAGAGUGUUCACCAAAUGCCUCUUUGGAAACUCUGCCUCUGUAUAUCUUUGAUAUGACCAUGUCUGGUCUGAGUUAUACCAUCUAUAAUGCUGUGUAUUCUGUGGCCUGGGCCCUCCAGGAAAUGCUCCUAGUGACAUCAGAUGAAGAACCAGUAAGAGAUGGAGAAAGCUGGGUGCUUCAGCCAUGGCAGCUCCACUCCUUUCUGAAGAACACCCAGUUUAACAACAGCGCUGGUCACCAAGUGUUUUUAGAAGAUAAAGGAAGUUCUGAGGCUCAAUAUGACAUUAUGAACUUUUUGUUCUUUCCUAAUGAAACUGAAACCCUGGUGAAAGUGGGGCAGUUUAUCUCCAAUGUUCCACAUGGCCAAGGUUUCACCAUUCAUAAGGAGGCCAUAAUAUGGAGCUUCAUGGAUUCAGAGUUUCCCCUUGCUGUGUGCACUAAUAGCUGUGGCCCUGGAUUCAGGAAAACCCCAAGAGAGGGAGAGCCUAUCUGUUGCUUUGACUGUUCUCCAUGCCCAGAGGGGGAGAUUUCCAAUCAAAUGAAUAUGAAGCUUUGUAAGAAGUGCCCAGAAGAUGAGUAUCCAAAUAAGGAGAGAAACUACUGCCUCCCCAAAGUCAUUGCUUUUCUGAAUAUCAAAGAACCUCUGGGAAUGACUCUAGCCUUUAUGGCUAUUUCCUUCUCUUUACUGACAGCUCUGAUUCUUGGGGUAUUCCUGAAGUUCCAGGACACACCCAUAGUCAAAGCCAACAACAGAGCCCUCAGCUACACUCUCCUCAUCUCCCUUACAUUCUGUUUCCUCUGCUCCUUGCUCUUCAUUGGCCGCCCCACUGCAGCCACCUGCCUCCUUCGACAAACUACAUUUGGGGUGGUUUUCACUGUAGCUGUUUCUUGCAUUUUAGCAAAAACCAUCACGGUCAUUCUGGCCUUCAAGGUUACAAUACCAGGGAGCAGGAAAAAGAUUUGGAUGCAACCUGGAGUGUCCAACUGUGUUGUACUUCUUUGUACUGGGAUCCAAGUGAUUCUUUGUGGCAUCUGGCUGGGAAUCUCACCCCCCUUUCCAGACACAAACACACAUUCCCAACCCAAUCAAAUCAUCAUUGAAUGUAAUGAGGGUUCUGUUCUUGGUUUAUACAGUGUCUUGGGCUACAUUGGCUUCCUAGCUUUAGGGAGCUUCACAGUAGCUUUCCUGGUCAGGCGCCUCCCUGAUACCUUCAAUGAAGCCAAGUUCAUCACCUUCAGCAUGCUGGUGUUCUGUAGUGUGUGGGUCUCCUUCCUGCCCACCUACCAAAGCACCAAGGGCAAAGCCAUGGUGGUCGUAGAGAUCUUUUCUAUCCUGGCAUCAAGUGCUGGCUUACUGGGCUGCAUCUUUAUUCCCAAAUGUUAUAUGAUCUUGCUAAGGUCAGAUGAGAACACUAAGAUACACAUAAGAAAUAAAUCUGCCACAAUAAUGGGAAGCAUUCAGGAACAUUGA
Molecule: messenger RNA, 2340 nt
Organism: Gracilinanus agilis (Agile Gracile Mouse Opossum)
Lineage: Eukaryota; Metazoa; Chordata; Mammalia; Didelphimorphia; Didelphidae
Product: vomeronasal type-2 receptor 26-like
Exons: 6
Coding region: 1-2340 (779 amino acids)
Biological process (GO): G protein-coupled receptor signaling pathway
Cellular component (GO): membrane
Molecular function (GO): G protein-coupled receptor activity
Source: RefSeq, a predicted model, not a curated record